Molecule: messenger RNA, 1077 nt
Organism: Paramecium tetraurelia
Lineage: Eukaryota; Ciliophora; Oligohymenophorea; Peniculida; Parameciidae
Exons: 3
Biological process (GO): cell adhesion
Molecular function (GO): carbohydrate binding
Source: RefSeq, a predicted model, not a curated record
AUGCUAUAUUUAAUAGUAAUAUUGUGCGUUGCUCAUUCUUCGGCUUAAUUUGGAUCUGAAUACUAUUCGGAAUGGUAAUCAGGAGUAGAUCGAACAAUCAAUAAAUAAUAAGAGUUUACAAACCCUUCCUUUCCCAUUAGGUAAUAUACCUAAAUAGUGUUCCCAAGAAGAUUUAGUGCUCGCCCAUAAGUCUUAUUAAUGCAUGAGGAGAUUUAAUGGAGUAAAGGGAAAAAUAUUAAUUACUAAACAUUUGUAUCAGACAUAACAAUAAAUGGGUUUUACAUAAACUACGUAAUUUGGGGACCUGCGAUAGUACCAAUACUGACAGUUAGGUGGAUUGCAGUUGUGGAUGAAGAGGCUGAAAUUUAAUAUGUGCAAUAUUCAUAUGAGGAUUUGUAUCAACUUAGACAAGGUUUUGGGUAAAGAGCUUAAGACUUUGUGAUUUCAUAUUACCCGAAGUACCCAGCCCCAAAAGUGACAGCAUUUAUUGUCGGUGGAGACUUUGAAAUUAUAGAUUCAUUGUACACAAGCAUAUAGAUUGUGUUGGGAAUCCCAACUACUUCCAGUAUGGAUGUAAGGUUUUCCACCAGAGAUUUCUGUCAUGUGAGAUCUUUGACGGUCGCCUAUUUCAUCUCAAAUAAUUAUUUAACACUGGCUGGGUCUGUUGGAGCAUAUCACAACUAUUUCAAUCAAUAUCUUGAUAAUUCUAAUAAGAUAGCUGUCAGAGCUUAAAAAUUCACAAGAAUAGUACCAUCUAUAUAUACAUUGGAACCAGGAAACAAUAUUCUAGCCCAAGGAAUCAGUGGAUUUGAUGUUAAUACUCAAGUCGGUUCAGCUUAUCUAAGAGUAACCUGUGAGCCUAUGAUAUCUUAUUCAUCAACCUAUACAUUAAUAUAUGGAACUAGGGGUGAAACUUUGCUAUCUUUUAUGUAGGCUAGUUAUGUCCUACAUCCACCAGGUUCUCCGUAUCACUAUUAUUAUAAAAACUAUGAUUGGGUUGUUCUUAAAGGGGAUUAAGUGGUUCUAAAGGAGAAGGUUUAAGUAGAGAAAAAGAUUAGUGAAUUAGAUAUUAAAUGA